Aspergillus melleus is the source of this 2186-nucleotide messenger RNA. RefSeq names its product UDP-N-acetylglucosamine--dolichyl-phosphate N-acetylglucosaminephosphotransferase (gene ALG7). The coding region runs from base 683 to 2092 and encodes 469 amino acids. Gene Ontology annotation, biological process: protein N-linked glycosylation; dolichol-linked oligosaccharide biosynthetic process. NCBI's taxonomy places the organism in Eukaryota, Fungi, Ascomycota, Eurotiomycetes, Eurotiales, Aspergillaceae. Gene Ontology annotation, cellular component: membrane. The record is from RefSeq and is a predicted model, not a curated record. The transcript has 3 exons. Gene Ontology annotation, molecular function: UDP-N-acetylglucosamine-dolichyl-phosphate N-acetylglucosaminephosphotransferase activity.
GUGAACGGACCGUUCCACGUUGCCUUUGCAGGGGUUAGUACCUCUCCGUAGCAGCGUGCAGGGAACAGGGGGUGGACGGCUGGUGGUGUUGCUUACAUCCCGGAUCUCGGCGUCAUGAGCACGCCAGGUGUCGGUGAGCUGCCACUCGCCAUCCUUCUGAUCCCAAACUUUCAUGCGGUGGUCGGACGAUGCUGUUACGAUGCGGUUGCCAUAGAAGUUGAACUUGGUGACCGAUACCAAGUCACGAUGACCGGCGUCGAAAUCGGCGAAUCCAGACAUGUCGGGCCGAGGGGUAGUCGGUGUCACCAACCCAAAAUAAAGCCUGGCAAGCAGCCUCAGCCACCACGGUGAGGCAUACAGACACGUACUAAAUUGAGAGCGGCCGGUUGGCGACGAAUCUCCAUGUAUGGAAUCCAGCGGGACGUGCAUGUGAAGCCGGCGAAACAAUCCCGUCGAAUGGCUGGGAGGGAGCAGUUAUGUAAGCCGUCGAAGCCUGGGGAGCCACGUACACCGCCUGACGUGGCGGUCGCAAUCAUCCGGCAGAAUUUACAUACUGUCUAGUGUCUUUGCUUUAAAUGCCACAUUGCAUUGCGCGUCCUCGGCGUCGUCUGCUUUCUCUCGACAGGAGAGUUAUAUUUUGGACAGGAGCCAGUGAGACAGGCAUGCUGGCAUCGGUCCGUUCAUGAUGAGUUCCGCAACUUCCAGUUCUCUCUCCUCGCGGGAGACUUGGCGUCUGUUGAUCCUUGUGGGGGUCUGCCUGGGUAUUAUCUUCAAUUCAUUCCAAGGUGAAGGCGCGCCCUUGGUGGCGUCAAUUGCCUUCAGUGGGAUCGUAUUUGCGAUCACCUUCAGUCUGAUCCGAUGGCUUGGACCCGUGUUUGUGAAAGCUGGCCUGAAGGGCAGGGAUAUGGCGAAACCUCGAAGACCGGAGAUUCCCGAGACCAUGGGCGCAGUAUGCGCUAUUGUCUAUCUUCUAGGCCUCAUUUUCUUUAUUCCUUUUGCCUUCUACAAGGAUAUUGUGGCCGCUACUUCGGGUGGAGGUAAUCGCGAUGUUGUUCUGGAAGUCGAGCAUGUUGAAAAUGGACGGAUGCUACAUCGGUUUCCUCAUGGAAAACUUGCAUCCUAUCUCUCUGGACUGCUCUCUCUUCAAUGUAUCGUCAUACUGGGUAUUGGUGAUGACCUACUUGACAUUAGAUGGAGACACAAAGUUCUCAUACCAGCAUUCGGGGCAAUUCCAAUGCUCAUAGUGUACUUUGUGGACUUUGGUGUCACCCAUGUGGUAGUCCCGGUGCCAUUGCAGCCCUACCUAGGAUCCUUUGUCGAUCUUGGUUGGCUUUAUUAUGCGUACAUGGCUGCGGUUUCUAUAUUCUGUCCUAACUCUAUUAACAUGUUAGCCGGUAUCAACGGCGUGGAGGUCGCUCAAUCUCUCGUGAUUGCGGUCCUGCUCAUUGCGAAUGAUUUGCUGUACCUCGCGCCCAUUACGCCAUUCCCACAUCCCGCUACCGACUCGCACCUCUUCUCUCUAUACCUUCUUCUUCCAUUUGUCGGUGUAUCGCUGGCCUUGCUGUUCCAUAACUGGUACCCGUCCAAGGUCUUUGUUGGGGACACUUACUGCUAUUUUGCUGGCAUGGUGUUUGCCGUCGUUAGCAUUCUAGGACACUUCAGCAAGACCCUCCUGCUUCUCUUCAUUCCGCAGAUCUUCAACUUUCUGUAUUCGACUCCUCAGCUUUUCAAGUUGAUUCCAUGCCCCCGACACAGGCUGCCACGGUUCAACGGCAUCAGCGGUCUGCUGGAUGCUUCCGUGACGGAAUGGACUGUGCCACCUUCGCCGCUCGUUGCGACUGCCUUGGAUCUUCUGCACAGCCUGCGACUAGUACGCGUCACGAAAAACGACAAGGGCCAGAUCGUGGAGUCCACGAAUCUCACUAUUCUCAAUCUCUGGUUAGUCUGGUGGGGACCGAUGAGAGAAGACCGGCUGGCCCUAAGCAUGGUCAUUGUUCAGUUUGUUUGUGGUCUGUUUGGUCUCUUUGUGCGACAUUGUCUUGCAUUGCUGGUCUUUCGCGAGGACAACCGAGCGUUUCGAUAUGCAGUAUAGAAUAGAACGAUUGGUUCGAAACAUGAUCAUUCUAUGGAGCUUGAGCGGGUAUUAUGUGUAUUAGUUUUUAUUAGAUAGAAUAGGUUGCAAUGGC